GACUGCAGCAUUUGUAUUCAGGUACGAUCGUUGCUGAGUUGAGUCACGUUGCAAAUAUCAUUUCCAAAUAUUACAAUUUCAGAUGUAAUUAUUUUGCUGAUGAAUUUGAAUACUUGCCUACAUCUCUAGAGGUUGUGUUUUGUUGAUAUUAACGUGUUGAGCACUGGUUUAUUCGAUAUAAAAUCUUACAGGGUCACGGAUUCGAAGUGACACCUUCUACAUCUAGAAAAGAAGACGCGUAUUAAUAUGGACUAUGAGGAGAAAGACGAUUCGACUUUGGAAUUCAGGAAUGUCUGCCUGACUUUAAAGGAUAAAGAUGUCUUAAAGAACGUAUCGGGAUCAGCCGAACCGGGAAAGCUUCUAGCUUUGAUGGGCCCUAGCGGAGCUGGCAAAACGAUGCUACUCACCGCGUUGGCUGGUCGCUACCAAGGUACACAGAAGGGUCAGAUACUGCUAGGUCAGAAACCCUUAGACAAGACAUCGAGAAGGAAGAUCAGCUUCGUUCUCCAGGAAGAUGUCUUCUUUGACCAACUGACUCUAAGGGAUACUUUAAUGUACACAGCCCAGCUGAGGUUACCAGAGAAAAUGCCAAUUGAGGAAAAGCGCAACAGAGUGAAGAAUAUCGUCAAAUCUCUGGGACUGAGAAAAUGUCUAAAUACAAAAAUGGGUAAUUCAUUGAGCAGGGGUCUGUCUGGAGGUGAGAAAAAGCGGGCAAACAUCGGCUGUGAAUUACUCACCGAUCCUGCUGUUCUUCUGUUAGAUGAACCAACAUCGGGUUUGGAUUCUCACGGAGCGAGUGAGCUGAUUAUGAUGUUGAAGAAGUACGCAAGGCGUUAUGGGAAGACUGUAGUAGCAUGCAUUCAUCAGCCUUCGAGUCAUACAUUCAGAACAUUCGAUAAUCUUCUUCUUUUAUCGGAUGGAGAGGUUAUGUAUUUCGGACAGGCUGGUCGAGUGACUGAUUAUUUUGCCCAUCUAGGGUUACAUUGUUCUCAGCAUUAUAACCCGGCCGACUUCGUUAUUGAUAAAAUGAAAGGGUCGAGGGCGGAGAAAGAAACUCUAGUCCGGGCCGCUCGCCUGCAGACAUGGGAGCUGACGCCUCUAGGGUCCGAGGUUCGAACCGUCAGCGAGGAAGUCAGUAGACUGGAAGAAGGACAAAGUUCGGUUCACUUCAAUUUAGCCCUCUCUGUUGAUGAGAUCCAGCCAGGCCCAGGCCCACGUCGUUCCAUCUUAAUGGCCCUCCCCGGCCUGGGCUCCAGGCACAAGCAAUCCAGUGGGGCAGGGGCGGUGCGCCAACCUAGGGGCGUCCGGGCCUCUUUUGCCCAGAGUGGGUACGCCAUGCAGCAGCCAAUGGUCAGUAGAAUGUCCAUAGCUGGACUGCAUGACCUCGAACAGAUCAAGGAACAUUUUAAGGAGGACAACACCAAUAAAUGGCCGACGAGCUUCUGGCAUCAAGUUUGCACGCUGUCUAACCGUAACUUCAAGCAAUACAGAACCAUCAUCCUCUCCCGGCUGGAGUUAGCCCGUCAUCUUCUUCUCGGAUGCUUCAUAGGGGCGUUCUAUUUCAGAGUGGAUCACAUUGAAGAGAGGAUACGGGAUAUUACCGGCAUGAUGUUCUUCAUUAUUGUAUAUUGGUCGUUCGAGUCCAUAUUUGGUGCUAUUAGUGCAUUUCCGCAGGAGCGCGCCAUCAUCAACAAGGAGCGAUCAGCGGGAGCCUACCGUCUCUCCAGCUACUUCUUCUCCAAGAUCCUGAGCGAGCUCCCUCUGAAAUUGGCCCUCCCUUUCUGCUCCUCCACCAUCGCCUACUGGCUGGCGGGGCUCAACGCGUCUCCCGGUGUCUUCGUGGGGUUCACCAUCACCAUCCUCCUGAACAACCAAGUGGCGCAUGCCAUCGGGUUAUUUAUUGGGGCAUCGACAAACUCAUUCCAAGCUGCUAUUGCUGGUGGAAGCCUUUACAUGUUGUCUUCACUUCUCCUGGGAGGGUUUUAUGUCUCGACCUUCCCACCAUACAUCGAGUGGUUCCGGUUCACUUCGGUCAUUUCUUACACCUACGGAGCGACCCUUCACGUGAUCUUUGCGCUUCAACCACAGCCAAUCAGGUGCAGUACUACCACAGUCUCGUUAUUCCGUGAGUGUUUACCACCGCAUGAUCCGGCGGCGAGCAAUGUCCGGGGUGACUCUAUUGUCCUAAAGGAAGCAUCCGUUGUCCUUCCCAUCUGGGCGUACUAUCUCAUUCUUCUAGCUAUCAUGGCAGUCUUCUAUCUCCUGGCGUAUCUGGUCCUUCGAUUUGUGCGAAAACCUUCUUAACGAAACUCUCAAUGAUAAAAUAGUGUCAUCCCGCAUAUUGGUCCAAAUCGGAUGAGCGCCCUGGCUAGACCUUGAGCGGGAGGUCGUGGGUUCGAUCCCUGGCCAAGUCAUAUACCAAAGACUUUCAAAACUUCUGCCUUAUUGUCAGGUGCUAGAUAUUUUAUAAUGGAAAAGUGUAUUAAUAAUACCAUUUAUGCAGGGCUUGUGAUGAGAGAGUAGUUCACAAGACUGACGUGGCUACCACUGGUUACCAUGCAUGUAUACAUCAUUGUCAUCAUUAUUAUUAUUAUAAGAAAAUCAUAUAUAAUGAAAAUACGGAUCUAUGAUGCAGCUCAAAAUAAAGGGUACGGGACAACAUAUAUAGUUUCCUCGUAUGCCGAAAGGAUUAGGAAUAUGAUGGAAGAAGGAAAGGUGAAGAUGAUGAUGGUGAUGAUGAUGAUGAUUGAUGAUGAUGAUGAUGAUGAUGAUAGGGAUGAUGAUGAUGAUGAUAAUAAUGAUUAUGAUGACGAUGAUGAUGGCGGUAAUGAUGACGAUGAUGAUGAUGAUGAUGAUGGUGACGAUAGUGGUGAUGGUGACGAUGAUGACGAUGAUAAUAAUGAUGAUGAUGAUAAUGAUUAUGAUGACGAUGAUGAUGGCGGUAAUGAUGACGAUGAUGAUGAUGAUGGUGACGAUAGUGGGGAUGAUGGCGGUAAUGAUGACGAUGAUGAUGAUGAUGGUGACGAUAGUGGUGAUGGUGACGAUGAUGAUGAUGAUGGUGAUGGUGGUGGUGGUGAUGAUGAUGACAAUGAUAAUGGUGAUGAAUUCCUAUUUCCAUUCUUAUUGUAAAAAAAAAACUAUCGUCGUAAGAUAUAUAUAUUGCGGUUCUAAUCUAAGCUACUUUUUUGUUAGACUCUAUUGGAAGGAUAUGAAAUCAUUAUUUUGUUUAGAUUUCAUUAUCUGGCACAUCUAAUAUCACACAACAUCAAUAGUAAUGUAGAACAAAACCGUUAAUGUUAUUAUUGUAAUAUUUGGAAAUAAAUAACUAAAGAUUAUACUACACGCGCCCCGAAACUUUUAUUUUUCAACGUAUUGUAGUACCGUACAUACAUCAAAUAUUUAUUUGAAAUAAAUGGUUAAAAUUUAUUUAUACAUUCCAAAUCUAAUGUUUGUGUAUUUCUUGUACAUUGAUCUGAAUAAAAUGUAGUAAACUUG
This is a messenger RNA of Lytechinus pictus (painted urchin), 3495 nucleotides long. RefSeq lists its product as uncharacterized. Bases 247 to 2304 code for a protein of 685 amino acids. Lineage: Eukaryota; Metazoa; Echinodermata; Echinoidea; Temnopleuroida; Toxopneustidae. Gene Ontology annotation, molecular function: ATP hydrolysis activity; ATP binding; ABC-type transporter activity. The transcript has 13 exons. Gene Ontology annotation, biological process: transmembrane transport. The record is from RefSeq and is a predicted model, not a curated record. Gene Ontology annotation, cellular component: membrane.